This is a messenger RNA of Mercurialis annua (annual mercury), 574 nucleotides long. RefSeq names its product glycine-rich protein 5-like. The transcript has a single exon. The coding region runs from base 37 to 537 and encodes 166 amino acids. The record is from RefSeq and is a predicted model, not a curated record. Lineage: Eukaryota; Viridiplantae; Streptophyta; Magnoliopsida; Malpighiales; Euphorbiaceae.
UUUCACAUACUUACUUUAGCUUGAAACAUCUUCAAAAUGGCAGCCUUUAGAUCCGCAGUUAUAAUUGCUUUGCUUCUCGCAAUUUCAAUAACAGUCUCUGAAUCCAGAGUUCAAAGAAAGGACCUCAGUCUUGACCUUGGUGGCAUAGGACUUGGUGUUGGAGCAGGUUUAGGCAUUGGUUUAGGUGGCGGCGGCAGUGGUUCAGGAGCUGGUUCCGGUUCAGGUUCCUCCGGCUCGAGUUCGAGCUCAAGUUCAGCUUCAUCUUCCUCUAGCUCAAGUUCAGGAUCAGGUGCAGGUUCUGAAGCUGGCUCAUCUGCAGGGUCACGAGCCGGGUCAGGAUCUGGUGGAAGUCAAGGACUUGGGUCUGGUCAAGGACUUGGGUCUGGUCAAGGACAGGGUCGUGGUUCUGGAGGCGGAGGGGGUGGGGGCGCUGGCGGGGGAAGGGGAUCAGGCGGUGGAAAUGAACCAGGGCAAGGUGAAGGGUAUGGUGAAGGGUAUGGACAUGGUGAAGGCUAUGGCGGAGGUGAUGGCAACUAGUGAAAGAUUAGUGAAUAUUAAUUAAUCGGCCUAAUGG